Acanthopagrus latus (yellowfin seabream) is the source of this 896-nucleotide messenger RNA. It is a transcript of the gene spc24, whose product is annotated as SPC24 component of NDC80 kinetochore complex. The coding region runs from base 171 to 770 and encodes 199 amino acids. The transcript has 6 exons. The record is from RefSeq and is a predicted model, not a curated record. NCBI's taxonomy places the organism in Eukaryota, Metazoa, Chordata, Actinopteri, Spariformes, Sparidae.
GAAGCAAAAGGUGGUGCCUGCGCACUCCUGUACUGUAGGGGGCGGUACGCACGCGAGAAGCUGCUCCGAUUCCGCCAAUCACCACAGAAGAAGAAUAUGAGGUAGUGGCGCGCGCUCACAGUCUGAAUUUGAAUCUCGGAACAGAGCUGACUGCUGCCUGUUAGACCACGAUGGCUCAGGGACGUAAAUUUCAAGACUUGGAGGAGACGGGCGAGGCGCUGGUGGCCUUCAUCAACAGCAGCCAGCCUGUGAUACUGAGACGAGUGAAAGAUGAACAUCAGUCCCUUUUCGACCAACACGUGGAGACAAAGAAGAUAGUGACGCAGAUUUUAAAAGAUAUGGCUCAGACUGAGGAGAGCGCCGGCCAGAGGCUGCUGGACAUGGAGGAGGAGAAGAAGCAACGGGAGAACGAGCUGGCGAACCUGGGGGAGCAGCUGAGGCAGUGCACAGCCAAGAGCCAGAUCACCGACUCCGAAUUACAAUUUCUGCAGAGAGAGUUGGAGAGUCUGCGAAACACCGAACAUGAGCUUCAGAGUCUUCAGAACGAGGUGGAUGAAGACACUACCGAGGUCAUCCCUUCAGCAGUAUAUGUGGCUCAGGUGUACUACCUCAUCACCAAGAUCAAGUGGGAGUAUAACACGCCAGCCAACAUCUUAAAAGGAGUGCACUACGGAGCAGACCUGGCCACGCCCAUCAACAUCGACACGUCCAUGCGACCUCGCAGUGACAUCAGUGACCAGCUGUGGGACUUUGUCAGCACUGAGUGGUAGCUGCAGGACGGCCGUGCUCAUCAGAAAUGUUGUGCACACUAUCUUUGUUUGUCUGUAAAUGUGUUUGUUUCCUCCUGUUGUAUACAACAUUUAUAUAGUUUUAAAAAUAAAUAUCUUCGACGUUUG